GACGAAGAUGUCCGCACGCGUUUUAGUGGGUUGCUGGUUCCGUGGUUAACGAAUCGUCGGAUAUGCAAGACAUAUCGGAAACAGUGCGACAAAUCGUACAGUUCGAGGACCUCGUCUCGCGGUUGAAACGGAUAAACGACGUGGGUCGUUCGUUGAACAACGCCGCGGGUGGCUCGACGAAGCCAGCGACGAAGAAGCUGCCUUGGCCGAGUUCUUUGCUGCGUUCAGCAACGGCGAAACCGGAAACGGUACCGGUAUCGGCCUCGGCGCCGUUUCCGGUCGAUCGACGGAGAUCGGUGGUCCCGCGACGCUACGACGGCGUGUGUCAAAACAGUUUGGUGCCGUGCGCGUGUUCGAACUCCGCUCCGGAACGGAGGCAUGAAGAAGAGGAGAUCGUGAGACAACGGUGGCAGCGCGAGGAACAGCGGGAGCAACGCGUGCGCGUGCACAUCGGGAUCGACGAGGAUCUGCGCAUGAUCCUCGAGAUGGAUCCGUCGAUCGUCGACGGGACGUUGUCGCCCGAGAACGAUCCUCGGAGCAACGGUCACGUUGCGUUCGCAAGACCGUUAAGAGCCACUCGCCCGCAAGGCUGUCCACCGACGUUUAAGACGGCGACGUCGACUUCGCGUACGCAGUUGAAGCUCCAGCUGAUGCGGGAGCAGCUGCAGGAGCAGGAGAGGCGAGAAGCGGAAUUUCGACAGAACUUGCAGCAGCAGAGACCAACGGCCGCCCCGCCCAGACCCGUGCCCUCCACGUCCCUCUCUACCAUCGGGGUGGACGUGCCACCGCAAGUUCUCCAAGUACGAACGCUGUUAGAGAAUCCUACGCGAUACCACGUGGUUCAGAAGCAGAAGAAUCAAGUGCGACAGUAUCUGCACGAGUCGUUUCGAGGCAGUGUCGCGGAAAACGAGAGCGUUCUCGAUAGAAAUUCGGUGGACACGGCGCCAGCACCGAUGCUCGUUCACAGUGCACCACCCGGACCGACGGUGCAUCACCCGAAACCACAGCAUCCACUACUGGCCUCGUAUCCGCAUGCACCCACGCAGGUUUUAUCUCACAGCAAUCCGGUAGCUGCUAGCCCGGAUCCAACGACCGGUGCCAUGUCCCCGGGACUUUCCAGCGUCGCGACCAGCAACUCCGAGGCGGAGGACCUCUUGGACGACAUUCUGUCGUUCGAGACUAGCUCCCUGGGCGAUAAUCUGAAGGAUGGCCAACAGGGUAGCCUGACGAAUAUCCCAGAAUUGCAGAUCAAACCGGAACCUUUGUUGCUGACCGAAGCAGAGAUACACGCUCUGGCCAAAGACCGGCAGAAAAAAGACAAUCAUAAUAUGAUCGAAAGACGACGACGAUUCAACAUUAACGAUAGAAUAAAGGAACUAGGAACUCUGUUACCCAAAACCAACGACCCUUUGAGAAUUCAACAUUACGAUUGUAGAUAUUACGAAAUCGUGCGGGACGUCAGGCCGAACAAGGGCACGAUACUCAAGUCCUCGGUCGAAUACAUAAAACUGUUGAAGAACGAGCUGACGAGGAUGAAACAGAGCGAGCACAGGCACAAGCAACUGGAGCACCAGAACCGGCGGCUCCUUUUGCGAGUGCAGGAAUUGGAGUUGCAAGCGAAAGCGCACGGGCUCCCGGUGUCGGACUUCAACUGGCCGUCGACUUCCGGUAGCAUGCUCAACGGCUUCCCCCGAAACAAAGUCGAACAGCGCAAGAUUCCAGAUUUGGUGGCAGACGAAGGACCGAGCUUGAGCAUGUCGCAGCUCGAAGAUCUGAUGGAGGACGACGGUAACGGACCGAUUCACAGACGCGACCCGAUGCUCUCGUCGCCUCAUCUUCCACCGUUGAGUCCGGCGCCGACGGGCUGCCAGCACGGCCUACCGGACGAGGACACCCUCGGCAGUCUAGCACCCACGACGCCGAACUCCUCGUCUGACAUGGACAUCGUCGCGUAGCACUCGAAACCCUCGCACGAAACAAUUUUUUAUAAAGUGUCAGGAUCGAUGCUACGCGUUCUUCGUAUUCGACGGCUGGCCGUUCUAAUUUUAAGUAAAACAAUCUAUCGAGUUUUAGUAGAUUUCCUUUUGGAGAACGAAGUAUGCAAAGAAGAUUGUGUUUGAAUGGAUACUCUUACCACAGAACUGUCGGUUGUGUACAUGGAUAGACGCGUACCCAACGUCGAAGCUCGCGCAGGACGCGAGACAAGAGCAAGCAAGCAGUUGAAUGAUUAUUAUUGACAACGAGCACGUACGCGUGAGUACGUACGAAGCGAGCGGGCUACGGAUUUGAUGCAUUUUCGAUGCGGAGAGAAUGUAAGGAAUGCGUGCGACGUGGAAUAAAUCUAAAUUUACGUUUCAUACAUUUAAUCGAGACGAUGGAAACGUAAAGAUCCGCGGUCUCUCGAAUCUUUCUCGGGAGAAAGAUAACGAACAAGUUACGUACAACGACGGUCCAAUUUAUAUUCUCGACUUUCGACGAGAAGCGGAAAUACAUAGGCGUAUACGUAAUAUAGCAGAGCUUGCGACAAAUAUAUCUAUAUAUUUUUGAAGUAUUUUGCAUAUUUUGGAAACGGCGAACAAUUACCGACGAUCGCGUUAUUCAUAUGGUCGCCGUGGCAAGACACGCGUAUGUUUCGUUCGAUGGUCGCAAGUAAUACCGCCGUUCCCGUUUCUCUGUGAUCCUCUUAAUGUAUGCAACAAUCGCGUUUUACCUCGUUACUGCGUAUUAAUCGCAAUUGUUAUCCGCGGAAGCCGGCAGGAUCUCUGCGAUACGGCGACUGCGAGAGACUACAAAGUAUAUAAAGAGACGUUACGUAAAGAA
Ceratina calcarata is the source of this 2820-nucleotide messenger RNA. It is a transcript of the gene Mitf, whose product is annotated as transcription factor Mitf. The coding region runs from base 63 to 1955 and encodes 630 amino acids. The record is from RefSeq and is a predicted model, not a curated record. The transcript has 7 exons. Gene Ontology annotation, biological process: regulation of transcription by RNA polymerase II. Lineage: Eukaryota; Metazoa; Arthropoda; Insecta; Hymenoptera; Apidae. Gene Ontology annotation, molecular function: DNA-binding transcription factor activity, RNA polymerase II-specific; RNA polymerase II cis-regulatory region sequence-specific DNA binding; protein dimerization activity. Gene Ontology annotation, cellular component: nucleus.